This is a messenger RNA of Sphenostylis stenocarpa, 2331 nucleotides long. Lineage: Eukaryota; Viridiplantae; Streptophyta; Magnoliopsida; Fabales; Fabaceae. The record is from the annotation of a GenBank genome assembly.
AUGAUCAGCCAUCACCAUGGCUCUGUCCGGUCAAAUUUGGUCUCUCCGACGACAAAUACAAGGUUGCGUGUUGUGCUCGUGCUACCACUACUACCAGUUGUUCUUAUUACUACUGUCACUGGUUGCUACACCUCUCUCUUCAGCUUCGGAGAUUCCCUCACUGAUACCGGCAACUUGUAUUUCAUUUCCCCUCCCCAGAGCCCCAAUUGCUUACUCCCUCCCUACGGACAAACCUACUUUCAUCGCCCCACUGGACGAUGUUCCAAUGGACGCCUUAUCCUCGAUUUCCUCGCUGAUUUUCUGGGGCUUCCGUAUUUAGAACCCUAUCUGGGUUUCAAGAAUGGAGAGGUGAAACGGGGGAAUAUUGAGCAGGGAGUAAAUUUCGCGGUGGCCGGAGCCUCGGCGUUGGACCGCAGUUUCUUUGAAGAAAAGGGGUUCACUGUUGAUGCGAUCGCAAACUUUUCUCUGAGGGUCCAGUUAGAUUGGUUCAAGGAAUUGCUGCCUUCGCUCUGCAAUUCUUCUUCCGGCUGCAAAAAAGUUAUUGGCAACUCCUUAUUUAUCGUGGGAGAGAUUGGAGGCAAUGAUUAUGGCUAUCCUUUGUCUGAAACAACUGCAUUUAGAGAUCUUGUGCCUUAUAUACCCCAAGUAGUAUCUGUGAUCACUUCAGCGAUCAGGGAGUUGAUUGAUUUAGGGGCUGUAACAUUUAUGGUUCCUGGAAUGUUCCCACUCGGAUGCAAUCCAGCCUAUUUAACAAGAUUCGCGACUACAGAUGAAGAGAAGUAUGACCAAGUUGGCUGCUUGAAAUGGUUAAACACGUUUCAUGCCUACCACAAUGAGCUGCUCCAGAUUGAGCUAAAUCAGCUUCGAGGGCUAUAUCCUCAUACCGAUAUUAUUUAUGCAGAUUAUUUCAACGCUGCAUUGCAGCUUUACAAUUCUCCAGAGCAAUUUGGGUUUGGUGGAAAUGUUCUGAAAGUUUGUUGUGGAGGUGACGGCCCCUACAAUUACAAUGAUACGUCCAAGUGUGGGGAAGCAGGGGUGGUUGCUUGUGAUGAUCCUUCACACUAUGUUAGCUGGGAUGGUUAUCAUAUGACCGAGGCUGCAUAUAGAUGGAUUGCCAUAGGUUUAUUAGAUGGACCCUACACCAUUCCUAAAUUUAGUGUCUCUUGUUUCACAGUGUUCUUGCUCGACCAUCUUCUUAGAAACACUAUGAAGAUCUAUAUUUUACUAGUCAUUACUUCCUUAACAUUUGGUUUCCAUGAGAAAGUUGUUUCAAAUCCAAGUAAUGGUCCAUAUAAUGCAAUGUUCAAUUUUGGUGAUUCUUUGAGUGACACUGGCAAUUUACUUGCUUCUGGAGCCUUAUCAUUCCCAGUCAUCGGAAAGCUUCCUUAUGGUGAAACCUUCUUUAAUCGUUCAACCGGCCGUUGCUCAGAUGGACGACUAAUAAUUGAUUUCCUAGCUGAGGCAUUUGAGUUGCCAUAUUUACCACCCUUUCUGGCACUAACCAAAGACCAAAACAUCCAUCGUGGGGUAAAUUUUGCCGUUGCUGGAGCCACAGCACUUGAUCCAAAAUUCUUCAUUGAAGCCGGACUUGAGAAAUUUCUAUGGACAAAUAAUUCACUGAGCAUUCAGCUUGGCUGGUUUAAGAAACUUAAACCCUCUCUUUGCGCUACUAAACAAGAUUGUGAUAGCUACUUCGAACGCUCUCUCUUUCUGGUGGGAGAGAUAGGUGGUAAUGAUUAUAACUAUGCUGCCAUUGCUGGAAAUAUUUCUCAACUUCAAGCUACUGUUACUCCUGUUGUCGAAGCAAUAACAAUGGCCAUCAAUGAAUUGAUAGCUGAAGGAGCAAGAGAGCUUUUGGUGCCGGGGAAUUUGCCAAUUGGCUGCUCUGCGGUAUACCUAACUUUGUAUAAAAGCGGGAACCAGGAGGACUACGAUAAAAAUGGAUGCUUGAAAGCUUUCAAUGGUUUUGCAGAGCGCCAUAACCAGGAGCUCCAGCAAGCCUUGGAGACACUAAGGCAAAAGAAUCCUCAUGCAAGGAUACUAUAUGCAGACUAUUAUGGUGUUGCCAAACGUUUCUUCCAUGCACCAGGACACUAUGGGUUUUCUAGUGGGGCAUUGAGAGCAUGCUGUGGAGGUGGUGGACCCUACAACUUCAAUUUGUCAGCAAGGUGUGGUCACAUUGGUUCAAAGGCCUGUGCAGAUCCAUCCAGAUAUGCAAACUGGGAUGGAAUUCAUUUGACGGAAGCAGCUUAUAGGUACAUGGCCAAAGGUCUAAUUAAUGGUCCAUUCUCAUAUCCUCCACUCAAGCCCUCUCCCUACCAGAUAGCCUAG